Ceutorhynchus assimilis (cabbage seed weevil) is the source of this 2571-nucleotide messenger RNA. The record is from the annotation of a GenBank genome assembly. Lineage: Eukaryota; Metazoa; Arthropoda; Insecta; Coleoptera; Curculionidae.
AUGGCUUCUGACAAAGAAACAGACCCCAGAGUCCUUGUACAAGAGGACACUGAGGGCAAAGCAUCGAAAGAAAAAGGUAAUGAUAAUAAAAAGAAGUCGCAAGAUAAAAGAAGGCAUAGUAGAUCUCGGUCCAAAUCUCCAGACAGGGAACAGCGACGUGAAAAAAGGCGAAAACGAAAAGGUUCUGAUGAGUACCAAAUAAUGCCCCGCUAUUAUGGUGAUGACAAAAAAAAGGAAAAUAGCGAUAAAUAUUGGAGUAAAUAUCCAAAGAAAGACGAACAUCGAGUUGGUAAGAGAUACUAUGAAGAUGACCCAAAUAAUUCUGAUGAUGAGAAUAUCGAAAACAAGAGAGCAGGGAAAAAAGCUUCCAAAGACGACAAAAAAGUAGAAGAUAAAUCGGUCAUUAAACCUCGUGAAAGAAAAACCGUAGAUCUUCUAACAUCACGCACUGGAGGGGCUUAUAUCCCCCCAGCAAAAUUGCGAAUGAUGCAAGCAGAAAUAACUGAUAAAUCAUCAGCAGCAUUUCAAAGAAUUGCUUGGGAAGCUUUAAAAAAGUCCAUUCAUGGAUUCAUUAACAAAAUAAACACGUCAAACAUUGGAAUUAUUGCAAGGGAAUUGUUGCAUGAAAAUAUAAUCAGAGGAAGAGGUUUAUUAUGUAAAUCAAUUAUUCAAGCUCAAGCGGCUUCACCAACAUUUACCAAUGUAUAUGCAGCAUUAGUUGCUGUAAUAAAUUCGAAAUUUCCCAAUAUUGGAGAACUUUUACUCAAGAGAUUGGUAUUACAAUUCAAAAGAGGCUUCAAACAAAAUAAUAAAACCAUUUGUAUAUCAGCAUCAACAUUCAUUGCCCAUUUGGUUAACCAGUCUGUUGCACAUGAAAUUUUAGCACUGGAAAUUUUAACGCUACUUAUUGAAACUCCUACUGAUGAUUCUGUAGAAGUUUCAAUUGCAUUUCUAAAGGAAUGUGGACAGAAGCUCUCAGAGGUUACAAGCAGAGGGAUUAAUGCUAUUUUUGAAAUGCUAAGGAAUAUUUUGCAUGAGGGGAAAUUGGAAAAAAGGAUCCAAUACAUGAUUGAGGUCAUGUUUCAAAUAAGGAAAGAUGGUUUCAAGGAUCAUGCUGCUGUUAUUGAAGAGCUGGACAUUGUGGAAGAAGAUGAUCAGUUUACUCAUUUGAUAAAACUUGAUGAUGUAGUACAGGCAGAUACUGAUGAUAUAUUGAAUGUCUUCAAGUUUGAUGAUGACUACCAAAUCAAUGAAGGCAAAUACAAAAUUUUAAGCAAAGAAAUUUUACAAAGUGAUGGAGAAUCGGGAUCGGGAGAAUCAGGUUCGGAAGAGGAUUCGGAUGAAGAUAGUGACGAAGAUGAUGAAGAGGAGGAAGUAAAAAAGGAUCAGGGCACUAUUAUUGACAACACCGAGACAAAUUUGAUAGCACUAAGAAGAACUAUUUAUUUGACUAUUCAAUCGAGUUUGGAUUUUGAAGAAUGUGCCCAUAAGCUACUGAAAAUGGAGCUAAAACCUGGUCAGGAAAUUGAGCUGUGUCAUAUGUUCUUGGAUUGCUGCGCCGAACAAAGAACCUAUGAAAAAUUCUAUGGGCUAUUAGCCCAAAGAUUUUGUCAAAUAAAUAAAACCUAUGUCGAACCGUUUCAACAAAUUUUCAAGGACACUUAUUCAACAACUCACCGAUUGGACGCUAAUAGGCUGAGAAAUGUGAGCAAAUUCUUUGCGCAUUUACUUUUCACAGACGCAAUUAGUUGGGAAUGUUUAGAAGCCAUGAAAAUGAAUGAGGAAGACACUAAUAGUUCUAGCAGAAUUUUCAUUAAAAUUUUGUUUCAAGAAUUGGCUGAAUAUAUGGGAUUGGGAAAGUUGAAUCAAAGACUUAAGGAUCCGACACUUCAAGGACAUUUUGCCGAACUGUUUCCAAGAGAUAAUCCAAAGAACACUAGGUUUUCAAUUAACUUUUUCACCUCAAUUGGGUUAGGUGGUUUGACUGAUGAAUUAAGAGAGCAUUUGAAAAAUUUGCCAAAGAACAUGCCAACAGUGACUAAAGAGGAAAGCAGCUCUAGUUCUUCUUCCAGUUCCAGUGAAGAUAGUAGUAGUUCAGAUUCAAGUGAUGAGGAAUCGGAAGAUGAGAAGACAAAGAAAAAAGAUAAACAGAAAAUAUCCAAAUCAUCACAAGAAAGACCCAGAGAUAAAACACAGAGGACUAGCAGAGAUGAAACUAACAAAAGAAGCUCUAGAGAAGAUGAAGAAAAUUAUCGUAAACAAUCUAGAAGAAGAGAGCAACGAAAUAAUUCAGAAGAAAGGGAAAACCGGGAAAGGUCCAGAUAUAAUGACCAAAAUAAAGACAGAAGAAGGGAUUAUGAAUGGGUCAAAAGUAGAUACGAAGAUAAUAUUAGUCAGUUGAAGGAUAGAAGGAGAGCAUUUGAAAGACCUAGAGGAAAAGAUGAUAGAGUAAAAGAAGAAAAAAAUAGAAGGUCGAGGUCGAGAGAUAGGAUUAGGGUGAAAGAUGAGGAUGACAGAAGUAAAGACAGGGAGUAUCGUCACAGAAGGAAUCAUGAAAGGCAACGAAGUUAA